AUGGUUCUACCAUAUCUGUCACCGGCAGAUCUGGUCCGGCUUUUCCGAACUAGUAAAGAACUUCUGUCCUAUGCUGAUUUAUUCUGUCGCACAAACCCUCUCCACUUCUACCGCUGUGGCACAAACACCGCCGGUACUGAAGAAGGCAAGAGGGUUCUGAUGAUCGCUCUCUCGACGUGGACUCGAUUGGAUGAGUUGAAUAGAAGAUGGGAGAUUGUCAGGCGCGCAGCGGACAUCGCCAGGUUGGUUCCUCUGCUGGCUAAACAGCUCCCAUCGAUCCCGACGCUUGAUCCGGGGGCUCCUCUCCGGGCAGUCAGCCAUUCGUUCGGUUUGUGUGAGAGUUUCGUGGAUAUUCCGGAUCACGCCGAGACGAUCGAAGUUUGCAAUAUUACACUAGACGGCAAAUAUUACGUUUGUGGGAUUGGUUUUAUUUCGAAGGAAUCUAGCGUAUUCUGCGGCCAGAGGACUGAACACGUCCAGACAGUGAAUAUUUCCAGACCGACAGACAAGAUCGAGAUGGCAGUGGAUGCUCUGGGCGUUCGGAGUAUCAAGUAUGGCAGUUCAUUGUGGCUUGGUGACCCUUCCGUCACACGCUGUUGGCGGGGGCUCAGCCUGAGAGAGACGCAUCGAAAGAUCCGGAUUGUUCGUGAUGCAUUGAAAUUUCGAGACCUGAGCUGGGACCGCGAGACCGCUUCUUCUUUUGAAGAGACUCUUCUGAUCAAAGAGAGUAUCCCAUCGCUAUGGCGCCACCGGCUCUUUACCGAGGAGUAUUACGCGCAGUCCUACCCUGAACGGGAGAGGGAAUUGGUGAAUCUAUUUGGUCGAAUCCCCGUCGAAGCCGUGUCAUUUGAUCGAGACCUCCACGCCAUCAGGAUCCACGGCAUUAACGGCUCGAGCGGGAUCGACGGACUAUCCAUCCAGACCGAAUCGGGGACGUAUUCUGUCGGUGCCUGUCAUCGUGCUCCAGCAUCCAUGACAUUGGAUGCACCGCAUGAGAGUCUUGCUGAGAUCGAUGUGCGAACAGCUUGUCUUUACUCUCUUGCCGUAACAGUACGCAUCUGGCAUUUUGCUUCGGUUGAAUGUACCGAUCUGACUUGGCUCUGUAGUUCCGAACCAACUACAACCGCGAAUUAUCCUCCGAAGCCAAUGGGCUUCCAGGACCAGAUGAUUGCCAUGAUAUACGAACCCUCCGACCACCUCCAGGAUCUCGCAUUGCGGGGAUAUACUUUCGACUCGAAGGACAAAGAUUCCGCUCCAUCGGGUUGA
Messenger RNA from Aspergillus campestris IBT 28561, 1266 nucleotides. RefSeq lists its product as uncharacterized. The coding region runs from base 1 to 1266 and encodes 421 amino acids. The transcript has 2 exons. The record is from RefSeq and is a predicted model, not a curated record. Lineage: Eukaryota; Fungi; Ascomycota; Eurotiomycetes; Eurotiales; Aspergillaceae.